Molecule: messenger RNA, 282 nt
Organism: Haemonchus placei
Lineage: Eukaryota; Metazoa; Nematoda; Chromadorea; Rhabditida; Trichostrongylidae
Source: the annotation of a GenBank genome assembly
AUGGACUGCACCGAAGACGGCACUCAGUCAUUGAGGAAUUCUUCGGGAGUGCCAGCUCCAUCACACACAUCAUCCGUUGCUGAACAAAUCCGGCCGCUCCUCGAUGAAACGCCUCAGUUCGGCGGUUCCUAUCCGCAUUCGACGGGAGAUGUUUUCCACCAGUCAUCCGGUCCGCAACUAAAUCGAAAUACGAGUCUUGAUAACACCCCUACCCGAUCAUCAAACAAAACACGAACCUUCACCUCUCAAGCAGCUCAUCCAACCCAGCAUGACAAUUUGUAG